Messenger RNA from Miscanthus lutarioriparius, 3465 nucleotides. The record is from the annotation of a GenBank genome assembly. Lineage: Eukaryota; Viridiplantae; Streptophyta; Magnoliopsida; Poales; Poaceae.
AUGGACACGGAUGGAUCAAUUCGUCUCGUAGCUUCCAGUUUGAAAGUUCAGCGAUCAGGUCUGCCUGCCACGGUGCCACCUGCGACCAUUUGCCACCAGGAGUACAGUCAGACGAUAAAUGUUGUUCUUGGUCUUCAGGCAGGACUGUCUUUGAUUAUUGGAGAACUAACCUUGAUUUCAGGCAUAGCAGUUGGUUCAACCUUAGUUUUUGAAUAUGGUGAUCCUAUCACUGGCGGCAGGAGGAUGGCGGGAACAUUCAAUGCCUGCAUAGCAGGCUUUACGCUUCUUUGUUUUGUGCUUGGUUUAUUAGUCAGUCAACCAAAUGUCCCAGUCAAUGUGAAUGUGAUGUUCCCCAAGUUGAGUGGUGAGAGUGCUUAUUCGCUGAUGGCACUUCUUGGCAGAAAUGUAAUAACACACAAUUUUUAUGUUCAUUCAUCGAAUCUAGCUGUGCAAAGAAGAUCUCUAGCUCCUACCCUUGGUUCUCUGUUCCAUGAUCACCUGUUUUCUAUAUUAUUCGUAUUUACUGGGGUUUUUCUUGUGAACUAUGUUCUAUUGAGCUCAGCAGCAGAUGAAUCCGGUAACAUAACACUUGUUAGCUAUCAAGAUGGUAUAGAGUUAAUGAACCAGAUGUUUGCGAGUCCUGUGGCGCCAGUUGUGUUGUUAGUGAUCCUAAUCUUCUCAAGCCACAUCAUCUCGUUGACAUCUAUUAUUGGUAGUGAUGUGAUUAUAAAGAACAUUUUUGGUGUUAAACUGCCAGAUUCUGCACAUCAUCUGCUACUUAAGGGUGUCGCCAUCAUUCCUUGUAUCUACUGUGCAAAGGUCGCUGGUUUUGAAGGGAUAUAUCAGUUACUUCUUCUCUGUCCAGUUAUCCAGGUUAUGUUCCUUCCUUCAGCUGUAAUCCCCCUUAUCCGUAUUUCCUCAUCAAGAUUAAUCAUGGGCAGCUACAAGAUAGCUUUACAUGUUGAAAUAUUUGCCACUCUUGCAUUUCUUCUUAUGCUGUUUACAAAUAUCAUUUUUGUGGCGGAAAUCCUGUUUGGUGAUAGCACAUGGACAAACAACCUCAAAGGAAACACCGGAGGCCCUGUUUUGCUUCCAUAUAUUGUCAUAGUCCUAACUUCUUUUGCAAGUAUUGCUUUUACGCUAUUCCUUGCUGUUACUCCACUAAAGGUUCUGGAUGAGCACGGAUCGGUGCUAAGUGGCAGCUCACUGUGCAGUGGCGAGCACCCUGCUUGGCCCCAAGGGCGAGCACCUGACGGUGCAAGAAUGGACCUGCGUACACGGCACAGCACAGAGAAGGGACGAACACCAGAGCGAGCAGCUUCCUGUGGAGAACGACAGACGGACAACCGGGUUCUGGAUGAGCACGGAUCGGUGCUAAGUGGCAGCUCACUGUGCAGUGGCGAGCACCUGACGGUGCAAGAAUGGACCUGCGUACACGGCACAGCACAGAGAAGGGACGAACACCAGAGCGAGCAGCUUCCUGUGGAGAACGACAGACGGACAACCGGUCAUCAGAAAUCAGCUUUGGAGCAUACCGAGUGUUCUGAUACCGCUACAGAGUCUGAUCAUGAUGCUCAAGAACCAACAUCUCAUAGGGCAGUUGAUCCUGAAGCUCGCCUCUCACUGUCUGCAUUCCGCGAUGAGCCCAAAUUUGUUGAGGUUGACUGGACAGAGCCAAUGUCAAAGGUGUCACGUGAUUUGGAAUUUGACAAGUCCUAUGGGGGCAAGGUACCUUCUUUCCCUUCUGGUGGUCCACCAUCUCUUAUGUUGAGCAGGGGAGAUGAUGGAGAUGAUACUGAUGCUGGUAAUGUCAGUGGUUUCGUCUCAAAACAGUCUGGUUUGGGCAGUGCAGCAUGGAGACAGUUAGCAGCAAUUCUUGAUGAGUUCUGGGGGCAACUUUUUGAUUAUCAUGGUAAACUUACACAAGAGGCCAACACUAAAAGGUUGAUUGGACUGGACUUGAGAGCAGCUGGUUCUGCUGUGAGGAAAGAUAGCCUAUCAAUUGAAGCUUCCAGUAACUCAACGAUGAGAGAUGUAAUGCCUGGGUCAGCUACUGUAUUGAACACAUGGGAUUCUCAUGAUAAAGAUAUCUCUAAUCAAGACACGGGUAUCGGUCUGCAGAUGGGUACCAUGGGUCCACCAACAUGGUCUCAAAGCAUGCAUUUACCAAAUAGAGAUAUUCCAAGUUCAGGCAGAAUCCUCCUUGAGCAAAAUGCUAAAUUAUAUUCAAAUUUUCAUACUCCAUCUUACUCCGGUAACCAGUUUUAUCAGCCGGCUACCAUUCAUGGGUAUCAGCUAGCAAACUAUUUGCAAGGGAUAAAUGCAAGUCGAAAUCAUAGCACUCCACUGGACCCAUGGCAACCUCCUAGAUCUUCUGAAUCUGCUAUUCCCAACUAUACUUGCUCUGCGAUGAAUGCUCAUACCCAUAAUCUCCUUGGUUCAUUUGGAGAUAGCUCUUUGCAAAGCCCGACAUUGAACCGCUUAAGUACAAUGGCAGCGGAAAGAUCCUACUAUGAUCCUAUCUCCAUUGGUGGGAGUGAGAGUGUUGCCUCAUCUGCUAACUCAAAGAAGUAUCACAGUUCACCUGACAUAUCUGCGGUAAUUGUUGCGAGCAGAGAUGCUUUGUUGAAUGAAGCAAAUUUGGGUGGUCCUGCUGCAAAUCUAGCAUACCUGAGUAGGUUGGCAUCUGAAAAAUCACGGUAUGUGGACUUAGCAGUCAGGCCAUCAUCUCCACUUACUGAGCUGUCACAACAUAAUGUUCAGAGAGAUGUGCUCUCUACACAGAGUGAGGUGAACACUGGCCGGGGAGCAAGUAGUGCCAUGAAGGAUGAUUUCUCUUACACACAGUUUCAGGCAGAACUUCAUAAGUCUCUUAGAUUUUGCAUCAUGAAGCUCUUGAAGCUGGAAGGAUCAGAGUGGCUGUUUAGUCAGAACGGCGGUUGUGAUGAAAAUCUAAUUGAUCAAGUCUCUGAAGCCGAGAGAGUUUCACAGGAAGGAACCAAUGACGACAGAGAUACCAAUUAUGUGCACAGAGCGCCCAAUUGCGGAGAUGAUUGUGUUUGGCGGGCUUCCCUGAUUGUUAGUUUUGGUGUCUGGUGUAUCCAUCGGGUGCUAGACCUGUCCCGCGUGGAAAGUAGACCAGAACUUUGGGGCAAGUAUACAUAUGUUCUCAACCGUCUUCAGGGAAUCAUUGAUCCUUCACUCUCAAAUCCCCGGAAACCCCUAAUGGCAUGUGCAUGCCUCCCGAAUGCAGGCCCGGUUGGCAAACCCAUCCCUGGCAGCUUCAUCACGGCAGCCAUGAUCCUGGAGGUGAUCAAGGGCGUGGAGCAAGCUGUCUCAAGCCGCAUGGGGCGGAGCGGCACAGCAGCUGGAGAUGUGGCCUUUCCCAAAGGGAAGGCGAACCUGGUCUCUGUGCUCAAGCGAUACAAGCCAAGGCUUGGCAACAAGACGCCGCCUAGGCGGUAG